Messenger RNA from Doryrhamphus excisus (bluestripe pipefish), 2967 nucleotides. Its product is annotated as WD repeat-containing protein 20. NCBI's taxonomy places the organism in Eukaryota, Metazoa, Chordata, Actinopteri, Syngnathiformes, Syngnathidae. Gene Ontology annotation, molecular function: protein binding. The record is from RefSeq and is a predicted model, not a curated record.
UCCAGUGUCUCCGCCCAGCGGUCGAGUGGAGGCAGAGAGCAGGUCGAGGACGAUGUCGUCGCCGGCCCACAGGCGCUCUCGUCGGGCUUGGGUCGUCGGCCAGCGGCGCUUUGGUGGCCGGUGCUAGUGUAAAAUGCAGCGGGCUACACUGGCAGCGCUGGUCGGCCUAGCUGAGCACGGCUGCUCGCCUCCGCCGCUCCCGAAUCUGCCCUAGUACUUUUUUUUUAACCGCGGUGUUAUUGUUUCCAGGUCAAGAGCCCAGUUUCCUGAGCGGCUUGUUUGGACUAAAGAUGGCCGGAGAUGGCGGUGCUCUGAAGGAUAUCAAUGAGAUUAAAUCGCAGUUCCGGACCAGAGAGGGCUUCUACAAACUGCUCACCCUCUCCGACUCGCAGCAGCGGGGCGGGCUGCCGCGGGGUCCCUCCGCCGGGGCCACGCUGGGCCCCGCGGCUGGAACUGGCCCGAUACCCGGCGGGGGGGUCGGGCUGCUUCAGGGGCCCGGAGCCGCCGCCUCCUCUUCGAAUGCAGCAGCCAACUCGUCUCCGGUGGGCUUCCUGCCGCCGGUGCGAGUCUCUAUGGUCAAGCUACAGCCCGAAGACCCGAGCGAGGAGUCGGAGCGGGUGUGCUUCAACAUCGGCAGGGAGCUUUAUUUCUACACGUACACAAACAUCAAGAAGGCUGUGGACCUGAGCAAGCCUAUCGACAAGAGGAUCUACAAGGGCACUCAGCCGACGUGUCACGACUUCAACCAGCACUCCGCAUCGGCCGAGAGCGUGGCUCUCAUCGUGGGCUUCUCAGCCGGGCAGGUCCAGUAUCUGGACCCCAUCAAGAAGGAAACCAGUAAACUCUUCAAUGAGGAGAGGUUGAUAGACAAGUCCAAGGUCACAUGUUUAAAGUGGCUCCCCAAGUCAGAGAACCUGUUUCUGGCAUCACACGCCAGCGGCCACCUCUACCUCUACAAUGUGGAGCACCCGUGUGGCACCACGGCGCCGCAGUACUCGCUGCUGCGGCAGGGCGAGGGCUUCGCCGUCUAUGCCUGCAAGACCAAGACGCCGCGCAACCCGCUCCUGCGCUGGGCGGUGGGCGAAGGAGGCCUCAACGAGUUUGCCUUCUCGCCGGACGGCGUGCACGUGGCGUGUGUGGGCCAGGACGGCUGCCUGCGCGUCUUCCACUUUGACUCCAUGGAGCUGCAGGGCAUCAUGAAGAGCUACUUCGGCGGCCUGUUGUGUGUGUCGUGGAGUCCUGACGGGAAGUACCUGGCCACGGGUGGUGAGGACGACCUGGUGACCGUAUGGUCGUUUGCGGAAAGCCGCGUGGUGGCUCGGGGUCACGGCCACAAGUCCUGGGUCAACGUGGUGGCCUUUGAUCCCUUCACGACCUCCCUGGAGGACGAGGAACCCAUGGAGCUCAGUGGCAGUGAGGAGGACCUCCAUCAGGGGGUGCCAAACAACUCUAUGCACUUUGGGCGGGUGCGAACCAGCAGCACGUUGUCACGUCUUUCCCGCCACAGCUCCAAAGGCGGGGGCUCGGCGGCGGUCACCUACAGGUUUGGUUCUGUGGGUCAAGACACUCAGUUCUGUCUGUGGGACCUGACUGAUGAUGUGCUCUAUCCCCGCCUGCCGCUGUCCAGAGCCUUCACUAACACUUUCGGACCCUCGCUGCCCAACUCCAGCAGUGGGGGGGUGAACAGCACGACAGGUGGGGGAGGAGGUGGAGCCGUGGAGGGCCACCAUCACCCCCCCAACACCACCAUCAGCACCUCUAACCCGCCCACGCUGCCCCUGCCCCUCCCGCGCUCCUUAUCGCGAUCCAAUUCGCUGCCCCACCCCGCCGUCGCCAACGCCUCCAAGGGCCAGGGCGCCUCAGAGGGUGGCGGCGGGGGAGGAGGAGGCGGGGGCACCGGAGGCGGAGGGAAUAGCACGCCGUUCAGCAUCGGCCGCUUUGCCACGCUCUCCCUGCAGGAGCGCAAGUCGGACAAGUCGGGCGGCAGCGGAGUGGAGAAGGAGCACAAGCGCUACCACAGCCUGGGCAACAUCAGCAAGAGCAACGACAAGAUCAACGUGGCGCCCAGGAGCAGCCGCCUGGACGCCGCCAAGGUGCUGGGCACCACGUUGUGCCCACGCAUGCACGAGGUGCCUCUGCUGGAGCCGCUGGUGUGCAAGAAGAUCGCCCACGAGCGCCUCACUGUGCUCGUCUUCAUGGACGACUGCAUCAUCACGGCGUGCCAGGAGGGCCUCAUCUGCACGUGGGCGCGGCCCGGGAAGGCGAACUUGACAGCACAGAACGGCAACUCUCCGAGUGGCACGGUGGUAUAGCUGCACCUUCAUCGCUCCUCCUCCUCUAACGCCACCUUGCAGUCUGACAGCCCCUUCCAUCCCAAAUAGGGGGGCUAAGCAGAGACUGGAGCACCUGACCACUACAGUAUUACCCUCCAGAAGCCACGGCCGCUGUAUUUAAGUUAUUUAUUUUACCAUGAGACUGUGUAGUAAUUUAUACUGUAAAUAGUCAAAGUACUCUAAAAGCCAGGAAGGAAGUGGACAUGUACAUAGCAACACACUGAAUGUCCUUUAGGCAAGUACGUCACCGUCUUUUUAGUUCUGAGCCACUCCAAUGGACACUGGGGUCCAAGUCAUGUGACCAACCUGCGUGCGCUCUCACACACACACACACACACACACACAUACACAGUCGCUAGCGGUGUAGCAUGGUGUGUAUCUCGCACUCAUUCGUGUUGCACCUGAAUUGCCUCUUGCAAUAAUUUGCACACAAGCGAUCCACGGUCCAUUCAGUCGCCGUGUGCCACCACCAGGUGCCCGUGCUGACUUCACUCAACAGGAAGUCGCUGGAGCUUGAUGGGGAUUUGGCCUAAAACAAAGAAACGCCACACGUUGAGCGAUGAAACUGCAUUUAAUUUCAGCCUGUCGUGAUUUUUUUUCAUUUUGCUUUCCAAUAAAGACAAGCCAAGCGUCA